AUGUUUUCUCAUGCUCUUCAUUUGUUCUGUUCCAUUGCAGGAGAGUCUCCCCCGCAACAGUGGCCAGUCCUUACGCAUAAAGACAGAAGCACUGCUCCACCGGUCAGGAGCCUGUAUGAUGGCUUGCCCGGUCCUAGACUUGGAUCAAGGGUUCUGACCUCAGGAAGCCCAGCCAGCUCUUCUCUGACACGGAGCCCAGUGCUUGGAGCUGCGUCAUCAACUCCUGGAACAGCUUCAAGGAUGUUCAGUCCGGCAAGUGUUGGGCAGCCUCGGAAGAUGCCUCUAUCCUCUGCUCAGCUGGAUCUUUAUACUCAGGGUGCUGCCCUGACUUCCAAGGAUCAACUGGAUGCCACGUGGGUGACUGUAUUUGGGUUUACUCAGGCAUCAGCGUCAUAUAUUCUUCUACAGUUUGCUCAGUAUGGGAACAUACUAAAGCAUAUGUCCAACAGAGGCAACUGGAUGCAUAUCCAUCAGUCCAAGCUUCAACGCCAGAGAGCCUCGAGCAAAGACGGAAAGAUUUUUGGUGGCUCCAUCAUGAUUGGUGUCAAGCCGUGUAUAGACAGAAGUAUGAUGGAGAACUUGGAACAAAGCUCUACAUCCUCGAUGCCUGCAUAUUUACCAGUGCAACCCGCAAAUGACGCUUUGAGGUUGUCUGCAGUGAGACCUCUUGGAGUGGCACAUAAAGCUCUCCAAAGUGACUGUCAGGUGGUUGCUGACAGACCGACCCACAGGAAGGAUGACAGUUUGCUGUCCAAAGUACUGGAAUAUGUGUUUGGCUGGUUGUGCACAAUAGGACGUCACAUGCUGAGGUCAGGGUUUGAAAUGCACUACUGGCAUCCGCGGUUAGCUGUGCCACUGCUGGUGGCACUUCCUAUAGAGCAGAAGCACUUGGGAGUAGCAGGUGUUGUUUCCUUUGCUCUGGAGGCAGUAGACAGGAGGAGAAGAAAGUUGACAGCCCUUCAACCUGUGUACGCCUGGACAACCUCAAGAAAUCACCUUCACGUGGCUUCAGCUGGGGACUACGGCUGGCAAGCUGAAUCUCUUGUCUUUGUGCCAAGCACUAGUUUAGACCCCGGUGUCACUGACUGGGGCUCGCAGAGU
Molecule: messenger RNA, 1101 nt
Organism: Eurypyga helias (sunbittern)
Lineage: Eukaryota; Metazoa; Chordata; Aves; Eurypygiformes; Eurypygidae
Product: nucleoporin NUP53-like
Biological process (GO): nuclear pore organization; regulation of DNA-templated transcription; NLS-bearing protein import into nucleus
Cellular component (GO): nuclear pore nuclear basket; nuclear membrane; nuclear pore central transport channel
Molecular function (GO): single-stranded DNA binding; phospholipid binding; structural constituent of nuclear pore
Source: RefSeq, a predicted model, not a curated record